AUGCGACUUUGUGACACCGUAGUUUUCUCAGCGUCGCUCAGCGCGGCCGCCGGCUGGGCGCUUCCCCAUGUCUCCAUUUGGUCUUUUCAAUAUGGUUCCGAGUCCCAGAAUGUAGGCGCUGGCUUCGCUGCCCUCGGCGACUCCUACAGCGCCGGCAUCGGUACCGGCAUCGAUGGCAACGAAAACAACUGCCGGCAAGGCCAGCACGCCUACCCGCAACUGAUCUUCUCAGACCUAUCGUCUUCCCCGGGCAACGACAACAACGGCACAUCGUUUCAUUUCCUCUCCUGCACGGGCUCGACCACAGAGGACAUCCUAUCCGGACGCAGCGAUUCGCAAAUCGACCGCCUCAACACCUCGCUCCCGCUCGACUUUGUGCUCCUGUCCGUCGGCGGCAACGACCUAGGCUUCUUCGAAGUAAUGAACGCGUGUAUUUUCCGCUUUUACAAUUUUUAUUCGGGGACCUGCUCUACGGCCCUGCAACACGCCGUUGAUAGGCUGGGGAACACCGAUUUUGAAACGCGCAUGCAGGUUCUUAUCGAGGCGCUCCUUGACGCCGUGUAUUGGGAAAGGAAACCUUGGUUCAAGAUCACGGCUGUGGGGUACGCGCGCUUUUUCGACGAGAGCACGGAGGAAUGUGACGAGAUGAGUCUUGGUGUGUGGUGGAGGGGGCCGAAGCUCAAGAGGGAGUUGAGGAAGAGGAUGAAUCAACUGGUGCUUGCGGUCAAUAGGAAUCUCGAGAAUACGGUUAGGCUGGUGAACUCGAGGUACGCGACGGAUAAGGUACUAUUUGUGGAUUACGACGAGGCGUUUGAAGGAUAUCGAUUUUGCGAGCCCAGUGUAAAAGAGCCGGAUUAUGGGAGGCUGGAUACGUGGUUUUUUCUGGUUGGGGCCCCAGAUAACGCGAGGAACGGGACGAAGCGGGAUUUACAGGAACGCGACACUCUGGACCCGAGAUCGAGUCUGGUUGACCCGGCGUCGUGCCUUGACGCGGCCCAGAGAUCCGGAGACUGGGGCGAGAUGGCACUGUGUUACAUGGCCAUGUCCAAGGCAAAGGAUCCGACUCUACGGCUGGCUAACGGGGAUUUAGUCUCGGAGGAAGAUAUGUGGUAUGUGCCUACAUACUAUGGUAAGACUUUCCAUCCGAGGACUAGGGGGCAUGAGGCGAUCAGGGAUAAGGUGUAUGAGGCUUGGGCCAAAUUGGAACAAUGA
This is a messenger RNA of Pseudomassariella vexata, 1212 nucleotides long. Its product is annotated as SGNH hydrolase-type esterase domain-containing protein. Gene Ontology annotation, biological process: triglyceride catabolic process. The record is from RefSeq and is a predicted model, not a curated record. Gene Ontology annotation, molecular function: triacylglycerol lipase activity. The transcript is spliced from 2 exons. NCBI's taxonomy places the organism in Eukaryota, Fungi, Ascomycota, Sordariomycetes, Amphisphaeriales, Pseudomassariaceae. Bases 1 to 1212 code for a protein of 403 amino acids.